AGUCCUAAUUUUAAGAGGUGAUAAGGUUUGGCUAUUACGACGCAACAUUCAUACUAAAUGGCCGUCUGAGAAACUAGAUUAUCAAAAGUUAGCCUAUUUACUAUCUGUGAAAAAGAUUAAUACAGUAUCAUACUGUUUAACUUUACCUCCAGCAUUCAAAAUCUAUAACACCUUCCACAUAUCUUUGCUGGAGCCAUACAUGGUGAAUACAUUCCCUGGAAGAGCUAUUGAACUACUACUGCUCAUGGUAGUUGAUAAAGAAUAUGAGUAUGAUGUUAAUGAAAUACUUGACACAAAGUUAAUCUGA
This is a messenger RNA of Dentiscutata erythropus, 307 nucleotides long. NCBI's taxonomy places the organism in Eukaryota, Fungi, Glomeromycota, Glomeromycetes, Diversisporales, Gigasporaceae. The record is from the annotation of a GenBank genome assembly.